This is a messenger RNA of Boeremia exigua, 1438 nucleotides long. RefSeq lists its product as uncharacterized. NCBI's taxonomy places the organism in Eukaryota, Fungi, Ascomycota, Dothideomycetes, Pleosporales, Didymellaceae. Bases 483 to 1340 code for a protein of 285 amino acids. The record is from RefSeq and is a predicted model, not a curated record. The transcript has 3 exons.
CUGGCCGAUCGCACGAGGAGCAUGGGGCACGUCUGGACAGCCUCUCGGCGCUUUUGAAGGACCCGACCCGUCACUUGUACUGUGUAGUGGACCAUUGCUUGGAGCCAACCAGCCAGAAACACUGCAUGACUUGGUUGAAAGCGUAGGCAGUCCAAUAGGAAGACUGAUGAGACUAACUACCCGUCCUUCGUGCCUGGCGCUACGUGCUGCUAAGUGGCUAGUUGGACGUGCGAGGGUGCCGUACACGGCAUGGGUGAGCGCCGCAGCUGGGCCGGCGUGCGUGGACAGGAUCUCGUUGUGGUAAGAAGGGUGCGCGUCGGUAACGUGUCGCAGGCUGGAAUAGCUCCGGCGCGGGGCGGUGGGCGAGCCGUGUGUGUAUAGUAUGUAGAGGGGGCCGCUCGAGCUCGCACGAGAAUCAAUUGCUUCUGAAUCGACGAUUGGGUUUUGUUUACACAGAACUAUCACGGACACGAAUACGCAAUAUGACGGACUUCCAGAUCACAGACGCCGACCUGGCGAAGGGCAAGUUUGAGGGCAAGGUCGCUGUCGUCACGGGCGGCUCUUCAGGCAUCGGCCUCGCCACCCUCACGCUCCUGGCCUCCCUGGGCGCAACCGUAGUGACCGCCGACAUCAACCCCCCGCCCACAGCGCUCCCGCCGCGCUGCACCUACACGCCCACCGACGUAACGCAGUGGAGCUCACUCACGGCGCUGUUCAAGUCGGCAGUCGCGGAGCAUGGCCGCAUCGACUACGUGUUCGCGAACGCGGGCAUCGGGCCGCGGGCGAACUACGUCGCGCUCGAGACAGACGCGCAGGGCGAGCUGGUGCGGCCGGCGAGCGCGACGCUGGAUGUCAAUCUGGGGAGUGUGAUGGAGACGGCGAGUUUGGCGGUGCACUACAUGAAGACGCAGGAGAGCGGAGGGAGUCUGGUAUUGAUGGGAUCGAGUACGAGCCUGCACGGGGUGCGGGCUAUUGACUACGCGACGGCCAAGUCAGGCGUCCUCGGUUUUGGCCGUGGCCUCGCGGUCGUCCUCGAAGCAGCCAAGUUGCCGGUGCGGCUCAAUAUGCUCGCGCCCAGCUGGACGGUGACACAGGUGCUCCCCGAUCUGGGCAACCUCCUCAAGGCGGUCGACUACGAGGCGCAGAGCGCCGAGGCGGUGGCGCGCGCGGCGGUGUAUCUGCUCGGGGACGGGGAGAGGCACGGGGACGUGGUGUUUGUGGGGCAUGGCAAGUACCGCGAGAUUGAGAAGGCGAUUAUGAGACCGGCGUACCUGGCGGUCAAGGGCGAUGGGCCAAGUGACGACGAGGUUCUGGCGAAGAUUCUGGCGUUGGAGGGGUAGGGAGUCUGAAGCUAGUUAUAUGGCAGCAGUGUCUGGUUAGCGUGUGAGUGUCGAUGGUUGAAGUGCGUGUGUCAAGUCGAAUAGCGGUCGUUUCUGUG